This is a messenger RNA of Rhinichthys klamathensis goyatoka, 1128 nucleotides long. RefSeq lists its product as uncharacterized. Bases 1 to 831 code for a protein of 276 amino acids. The transcript is spliced from 6 exons. NCBI's taxonomy places the organism in Eukaryota, Metazoa, Chordata, Actinopteri, Cypriniformes, Leuciscidae. The record is from RefSeq and is a predicted model, not a curated record.
AUGCUGACAAUCCAGGCAAGUGGCUGGAACAAGCGAAAGGCAGAAAACCUUGACCGGACAUUGGCCAAAAGAUAUGUCAAGACUGUACAAAGGAUUGCAGAGGCAACAAAGGACCUAGAGAAACUCACAGCUGAGUUAUCUCUACAGCAAGACACAGUCCAGCAGUGGGUGUCUGAUGUUCAGGGGUGGACCUCAGAAGCAACAAUCCAAAAUGACCUGCAGAGGACCAUCGAGGGGCUAUAUUUGGGCAUCAAACAGCGAACAUUUCAGCUGUAUCGUCAGUCUGGUGGGAAUAAGCGAAGGCAUCAACUGAGAAAAAAGAUUGCUGUUGAGAAGAAAGCCUUGGAAGUUGCCAUCAAUGACCACAAUGCUACUGUGGGGGAAGCUGAAAAACUCCCUCCUCCCAAUGAACUCCUGGCUGUGGACAACUACUCCUGGCCAUGGGAAUGUCAUGGUGAUAUGGAGCGGAAAAAAAAUGUUUUUGACAAGGUAAUGCUGCUGGCUAGACUGAAAGAAGAAGUUAUUGUGCUUCGUGAAGUCAAGCAGCACAUGGAGUACAUGAGGAGUGUUGCUGGACUGAUUGUAGAGUUUACCUUUCAGCUCACUGAAGACACCAAUGGGAAAUGCAGUACAGAGGGCUUAAUGGAGAAAGGACUUGAGGGACUACUUUCUGUACUGAAGAAAAGAUUGUGUGAAGUUGAAGCACAACUGGAUACAGCACGCACAACAUACAAAAGUAUUCUUGGACCGCAAACAUUGUCCUUCGAUGACUUCUCUGAAGAGGAAGACUUAGAGGAUACUUCCUCAACUGAUGAGGAACUGGGAGAGUAGUUAUUAGGGAGAAAAUGUGUAUGACUCUAUGAAGAUGUCAAAGCACAAGAUGUCAAACAUGACAAAUUACCUUGUUUUUGUUUUUGUUUUUUGUUUUUUUUUAGCAUUACAUUGGUCGAAAUGUAUUGCGCAUGCAUACAUAGCUUAAUUGCAUUUGUAUAUAAUUUGUAUAUGUAAAGUAGUUAACUGUACAUAGCCUAUUGUAUUGUUACUGUCUCCAACAGUGUGUUAUGUUUCCAUAGAAUAUUCUCUCUCUCUCUCUCUCUCUCUCUCUCUCUCUCUCUCUCUCUCUCUCUC